AUGGGUGGUGAUGAAAAACUUGCCGCCCUACGGGCCCCAACAAGCCGACUAAACGAUCCGGAGAUGCAGGCCGAUUGGGCGGACAAGAAGUUUGUAUGGCUCGCCAGCGAACACGAAGGCUACGUUCUGGCCAGCACCGUUGAGGAGCUAUCCGAUGAGCGUCUCCGCCUGCGCAUCCAGGAGUCUGGGAAGGAGGUGAUCGUCACGAAGUACGACAUUCAAAAGGCCAACCCGCCCAAGUUUGAAAAGACCGAAGACAUGGCCAACUUGACGAUGCUGAACGAGGCUGGGAUUCUCUACAAUCUCAAGCAGCGCUACUACUCGAAUCUCAUCUAUACCUACUCCGGGAUGUUUUGCGUCGUGAUCAAUCCGUACAAAAAUCUGCCCAUUUACACGGACGCGAUCGUGGAAAAGUUCAAGGGAAAGAAACGCCGCGACGCCCCUCCACAUAUUUAUGCGGUUGCUGAUGCGGCCUACCGUAACAUGCUAAGCGACAAGGAGGAUCAAAGCAUCUUGUGCACUGGCGAAUCUGGUGCCGGAAAGACGGAAAAUACGAAGAAGGUGAUCCAGUAUUUGACCUCAAUCGCUGGGCAUCGUUUCACGGGAGGCAAACCAGGAAGCGUUUCUUCCCUCAACACCAGCGCUCGAAACUUCGCAAACCUCGAAGAGCAGCUCUUGCAAGCAAACCCCAUUCUGGAGGCUUUCGGCAACAGCAAGACCGUCAAAAACGACAACAGCUCUCGAUUCGGCAAAUUCAUCAAGACGCAUUUCGAUACAUAUGGUCUGAUCUCCGGGGCGAACAUCGAAUUCUACCUCUUGGAGAAGUCUCGUGUCAUCCGCCAGGCCGCCAAUGAGCGCUCAUUCCACAUCUUCUAUCAGUUGAUCAAAGGCGCCGACGCGAAUCUUGCCGAGGAGUUACUACUCGAGCCAUCGCCGAAGAACUACAAAUUCUUGUCACAUGGCGAUUUGUCAAUUCAAAACGUCAACGACAAGGAGGAGUUCAAGGGUCUACUAGCCGCCUUCCAAAUCAUGGGCUUGUCCGAUGACGAAGUCAAGUCGAUCUUCCGCGUGAUCUCUGCCGUCUUGCUCUUCGGAAAUCUGCAAUUCUCCCAAGACAAUGCCGAACAAGCUAUGUUAACAGACGACAAAGUGGCGCAGAAGAUUUGCAAACUUCUUGGAUUGCCGAUUGCCGAGUUCACCAAGGCCUUCGUGAAACCAAAGCUCAAGGUGGGCCGUGAACAAGUCGUCCGUGCGCAGACCGCCGAGCAAGCCCACUACACUGCAGAGGCUAUUGCCAAGGCUUGUUACGAACGUCUUUUCCGCUGGCUCGUCAACCGGCUCAACCGUUCUCUCGACCGCACCAGACAGAAUGCCGUCUCCUUCAUCGGGAUUCUUGACAUUGCCGGAUUUGAAAUCUUCGAGAACAACAGCUUCGAGCAGCUCUGCAUCAAUUACUGCAACGAAAAGCUGCAGCAAUUGUUCAAUCAUCACAUGUUCGUUCAAGAGCAAGAGGAAUACAAACGCGAGAACGUGGCCUGGGAAUUUGUCGAUUUUGGCCUGGACCUACAGCCGACGAUCGACCUUAUUGAUAAGAACAUGGGCGUGAUGGCUCUUCUCGAUGAGACUUGCCUAUUCCCCAAGGCCGAUGACCGUGCGUUUGUUGACAAGCUGAUCAAGGAGCACCAACAGCACAUUAAAUUUGAUGUCCCUGAUGCCAAAUCAAGAAACGACUUCUCGAUCCUUCACUAUGCCGGGCGUGUUGAUUAUUCGGCCAAAGAAUGGCGCACGAAGAACAUGGAUCCGUUGAAUGAAAAUGUCGUGGAUAUUUUGCAGCGCAGCUCCGAUCAAUUCGUCGCCGACAUGUGGAAGCAUGCUGAAUUCGCCUCAUUGGGGUCAGCGGAGGCCAGCGACUCGAUUUUCGGUGGACGAGCCAAGAAGGGCAUGUUCCGGACCCAGUGUCAGCUCUACAAAGAACAAUUGUCCCGUUUGAUGUCGACGUUGGAGAACACCAACCCGCAUUUUGUGCGCUGCAUCAUUCCUAACUAUGAAAAGAAGGUCGAAUUCCGUCAACGGUACGAACAUAUCCUGUGCCGCGGGCUGAUCCCGAAGGGAUUCAUGGAUGGGAAGGAAGCUUGCAGGCGCAUGAUUGAUCAUCUCGGCAUGGAUCAAGCUGUGAUAGGCCAGACGAAAGUCUUUUGUAAGGCCGGUCAGCUCGCGCUUUUGGAAGAGAUCCGUGAUCAAGCGGUCACUUCCCUCAUCAUCGCCUUCCAGGCGCGUUGUCGUGGUGUGCUCGCUCGUCGAGAAUACUGCCGUCGCAAGGAUCAGGCCAAUGCACUGAGUAUCAUUCAGCGUAACGGUCUGGUUUGGAUGAAGCUACGCAAUUGGCAUUGGUGGAGGCUCUUGAACAAGGUCAAACCACUCGUCCAAAUUACCAACAGCGAAGAGGUCCUGGCCGAGAAGGAGCAAGAGCUUGUGGUGAUGCGUGAAAAGCUUCGGCGAAGCGAACUCUUCAUCGAAGAGUAUGGCAAAAAGAUCGAAGACUUGGGCGAGACCCGCGUCCGAUUGGAGCAGCAGCUAGAGGAGGAGACGGCGGAGCGUGCCGAAGCAGAUGAAGAACGUGCUGUCAUGGUCAAGCGGAAAAUGGAGUUGGAAGACGAACUCACUCAACUGGCAGCGCUGCUCGACAAGGAGCAGAAGAAAGCAUCUACUUUCGAGUCGACUAAGAACUUGCUUGAGGUUCAAACUCGUGAAUUGCUGGAACAGCUCGAUGUGGCCAGAGACAGCACGCAGAAGCUUCAAGCAGACAAAUCAGCCCUCGAGAAACGCUUGAAGGAUUUCGAGCAGAACAACGCUACAAUCGACGAGACCAAUGCUCGCCUGCUGAAAGAAAAGCGUUCGCUCGAGGUGCGGCUCCAAGAGUUGCAGGAGAAGCUGCUGACCGAAGAAGAGCGCAUACGCAAUGCCGAGAAGCUUCGUGGGAAGGAGAAGGCUGAGGCUGUGGAGCUGGCACAAGAACUCGAUAAGGAAAAGAAACUUCGUAGCGAGCUCGAAGGCCAACGUCGAAGCCUCGAGCAAGAACUUCGCGAGCACAAAGAAACCGUGACGGAGCGGAUCCGCCAAAUCGAGGUGACCACCUCGCAUUUGAGGUCAAAGGAAGACGAGCUUGUUGAGCUUCUGAAGAAAUCCGAAAAUGACCUGAACCAGAUCCAAGCUCUGGAACGAGACGUCCGCACGCUCCGCUUGGAACUCGCUGAAAAGCGUGAAGAACUGGAGCACGAAAAAGCGGCCCGUGCCAAAAGCGAUCGGAUGCGCCAAGAAAUUGCCGAGGAACUUGAGAACUACAAGGCGGAGCUCGAGGAAACCUACGACAAGAACCAACUAGCUUCGGAGCUGCGGCAGAAACGGGACGAUGAGUGCACUAAUCUGAAGAAGGCCCUUGACGAGCAACAAGCCGCUUCUCAGCGUGCUCUCGAUGAACUCCGCACCAAGGCGGCCAAACAGGUCGAAGAUCUCAACCACGAACUCGAUGCGCUUCGCCGCGCCAAGUACACGCUGGAGAAGGCUCGAAUCACCUGGGAUAGCGAGAAGGACGGCUUUGAGAAGGAGAUUCAGCAGCUGCGUGACACAAAGAGCGAGAGUGAAAAGAAGCGCCGAGCCACCGACUUUUCCUACAACGAGCUCCAGCGCCGACUCGAAGAGCAAACGAGCAAGAAUCAAGAACUGACCAAGCAGCUGACAAAGCAAGAGCGUGAAAAUGAAGCCAUCGACAACUCUGCUCUGAUCAAGAAGUGUGCUCUCCUCGAAUCGCAGCUACUGGAUCUGCAAGAAACCGUUGAGGACGAGAAGAAGAGCAAAGUGCAACUCCUCACCAAGCUGCGCGGCAAGCAGGAUGAACUUGAUACUGUCGAAAAGGCUCUGGACGAUCUGCAAGAGGCCAAUGAGCGCUUGGAAAAGGAACUGGCUCAGUCCACCAUCGAAUGCGCCGAUCUGCAGAAGUCUCUCCAAGCAGAGUCGGACAAGAAGCUCGAAGACGCGAAGCGCAAAUUGACUCGAGAACUCGAUGCAGCGCUAGACGCCGCCAAAGAAGCUGAACUGGCUCGCGACAAGGCGGAGCGUGCCAAGAAAAAGAUGGUGCAAGAGAAUGAGGACUUGACUAACGAGCUGGGCAACGUCAACACGACCAUCCGCGAAAUGGAACGCCAGCAGCGCAAGCAAGAUCAGCUUCUCUCGGAACUCCGUCGCCUACUCUGUGUCACCGUUGAUCGCAAA
Messenger RNA from Mesorhabditis spiculigera, 4269 nucleotides. The record is from the annotation of a GenBank genome assembly. NCBI's taxonomy places the organism in Eukaryota, Metazoa, Nematoda, Chromadorea, Rhabditida, Rhabditidae.